This is a messenger RNA of Pseudomassariella vexata, 750 nucleotides long. RefSeq names its product p-hydroxylaminobenzoate lyase. The transcript is spliced from 2 exons. Bases 124 to 702 code for a protein of 192 amino acids. The record is from RefSeq and is a predicted model, not a curated record. NCBI's taxonomy places the organism in Eukaryota, Fungi, Ascomycota, Sordariomycetes, Amphisphaeriales, Pseudomassariaceae.
GUCACGUCCAGACGACAUUCACAGAAAAUUUGCAUCUUGACUGACCUGGAAAGUAGGCAAUCUGGCAUGUCAAAAUACAGAUGAAAUAGUUUGGACCCCUGAAACUGACCCCUAAGUACGGAAAUGGACAAAAGCCCCGCCACACCCGGCGAGGCCGCCGUGCUCGAUCUAAGCAAAUACCCCGCGGCGGAUAAAUUCGUAGCAAGAUGCUGCGAAUUCUUUGAGGAGGUCGAAGAUUUGACACCAGGCAAGGACCUCGAGACUCGUCUAAACAAAGAUUACGGCCCAGGCAACCCAUACUACGAAGACUUCUGCCGCUAUAUCAAACAAGGCCUCGAUGAAGGCUGGGUCGCCGAAACCGAACUGAAGGGCCGCAUGUACCGUCGGGGUAAGAUCGCGCUGCCAAGCCCACGGACGCGCUUCUUCAGUAUCACGACAGUGUUCAUGAAUAGCCAGGAGGAGUUCGCGGGGCAAUAUCACCAGCAUCCCUAUGGCGAGAUCAACUGUGUGGUGCAGAUUGACAAGACGGCCGAGUUGGAGGGCAUGAAUGGCUGGCAGGGCGCUGGAUGGACGUCUCCGGGGCCGGGUACCCACCAUUACCCCAGAGUUAGGGGAGGCGCGUUGGUGGCGCUGUUUUUCUUGCCUGCUGGGAGGAUAUCGUAUAAGGCUACCCCUGGUCUGCCACAGCCUGCAUCUGUAUAGAUGCAUGCUAUUCUCACUCUUUGAAAAUAAAGAUUAAUAAUUACGCAC